UGCUUUCUUUUUGUCCUCAACGCCACUCGUGUCGUGGUCCACAGUGCCAGCUGAGGUCGGAUUGAUCGAGCAGAGCGGAAACGGCCAUGGUGCAUGAGUCCAAGGCCAUCGACUUGGCCAUGGAGGCGGCCUCCGGGGCCCACUUCUCCGGCCUCCGACUGGACGGCCUCCUCUCCUCGCCCUCCUCCUCUCCCCGCGCCGCCGCCGCCGCCGGCCCCUGGCCAGAUCCCAGCACUCCCGGGCGGAGGGAGCCGUUUCUCAUCGGUGUUUCUGGAGGUACUGCUUCUGGCAAGACCACAGUUUGUGACAUGAUUAUACAGCAACUUCAUGAUCACCGCGUCGUGCUUGUUAACCAGGAUUCUUUUUACCGUGGUUUGACCCCUGAAGAGUCGGAGCGGGUUCAUGAGUAUAACUUUGAUCAUCCUGAUGCUUUUGACACUGAUCAGCUUCUAGACUGCAUUCAAACGCUCAAAUCGGGUCAAUCUUAUCAGGUUCCGAUAUAUGAUUUUAAGACUCAUCGUCGCUGCUCUGAUAGCUUUCGUCAGGUGAAUGCAUCGGACGUUAUUAUUUUGGAGGGAAUCCUGGUUUUCCAUGAUCAAAGAGUCCGGAAUUUGAUGAACAUGAAAAUAUUUGUUGACACAGAUGCUGAUGUGAGGCUGGCUCGAAGAAUAAGACGUGACACGGUUGAGAGGGGUAGAGAUAUAGAUUCUGUCCUUGAACAGUACGCAAAGUUUGUCAAGCCUGCUUUUGAUGAUUUUGUUCAUCCUUCAAAGAAGUAUGCUGAUGUAAUCAUACCCAGGGGAGGCGACAAUCAUGUUGCAAUUGAUUUGAUCGUGCAACAUAUUCAUACAAAGCUUGGUCAGCAUGACCUAUGCAAAAUAUAUUCGAAUGUAUACGUUAUUCAGUCGACAUUUCAGAUAAGAGGCAUGCACACACUGAUUCGAGAUCGCGACAUAUCAAAGCAUGAUUUUGUCUUCUAUUCUGAUCGACUUAUUCGGCUGGUGGUAGAGCAUGGGCUUGGUCAUUUGCCAUUUACUGAGAAACAAGUGGUUACUCCAACAGGAUCAUUAUAUACUGGAGUUGAUUUUUGCAAGAAAUUAUGUGGAGUUUCUAUUGUUCGAAGUGGAGAGAGCAUGGAAAAUGCAUUACGUGCUUGCUGCAAAGGGAUAAAAAUUGGAAAAAUUCUGAUUCACCGAGAUGGAGACAAUGGGAAACAGCUUAUAUAUGAGAAACUUCCCAAAGAUAUAUCUGAACGUCAUGUUUUGCUCCUAGAUCCGGUUCUAGCUACAGGUAAUUCUGCUAAUCAAGCGAUCCAGCUACUCAUCCAGGAAGGCGUUCCAGAGUCCCACAUAAUAUUCCUGAAUCUCAUCUCUGCUCCUGAAGGAAUCCAUUGCGUCUCCAAAAGAUUCCCCUCCUUGAAAAUUGUGACUUCCGAGAUUGAUGUUGCGCUGAAUGAAGAGUUUCGUGUUAUUCCGGGUAUGGGUGAGUUCGGUGAUCGUUACUUUGGUACUGACGAUUGAUCCUUGAAGAGCAGACCAUCGUUUAACCUGCUAUUAAUUGGGCUAAAUGCCCUUAAUUACGGUCUGAUACAUACAGAGAUAGAGGAGGUUCUCCUCAUUUAGUCCCAAUUACGAUCAAACUGUCCUGAAACUAAGUUUGUAAAUAAAUGCAGUUAUCGACUUGCAUCAGAAAGUUUGCUGAUGCACUUUCUAUGAGAAUCUCCUUGAGGGGAUCUUUCUCCACCGGCUUUUA
Molecule: messenger RNA, 1752 nt
Organism: Rhodamnia argentea
Lineage: Eukaryota; Viridiplantae; Streptophyta; Magnoliopsida; Myrtales; Myrtaceae
Product: uridine/cytidine kinase UKL1, chloroplastic
Exons: 14
Coding region: 87-1520 (477 amino acids)
Cellular component (GO): chloroplast; cytoplasm
Molecular function (GO): kinase activity; ATP binding
Source: RefSeq, a predicted model, not a curated record